Plasmodium knowlesi strain H is the source of this 606-nucleotide messenger RNA. Its product is annotated as small nuclear ribonucleoprotein-associated protein B, putative. The transcript is spliced from 2 exons. Gene Ontology annotation, molecular function: RNA binding. The record is from RefSeq and is a predicted model, not a curated record. NCBI's taxonomy places the organism in Eukaryota, Apicomplexa, Aconoidasida, Haemosporida, Plasmodiidae. Gene Ontology annotation, cellular component: U2-type prespliceosome; U4/U6 x U5 tri-snRNP complex; catalytic step 2 spliceosome. Gene Ontology annotation, biological process: mRNA splicing, via spliceosome. The coding region runs from base 1 to 606 and encodes 201 amino acids.
AUGGGAAAGAAUUCCAGGCUAGAAAAUUGGCUACAGUACAGAGUCAGAGUCACCGUAAGUGACACGAGGUACUUCGUCGGCACCUUCCUCUCCUAUGAUAGGCACAUGAACAUAGUUUUAGUCGAUGCGGAAGAAUUCAGAAGGGUGAAAAGUCAGGAGAAUUCAUCCAAGGAAAUAAAAAGAGUAAUAGGCUUGAUCCUCAUUCGAGGGGAAAACAUUGUCUCCUUUACAGCAGAACGAGCACCUGUGAAUAAAAAAUCGACGGCAAACGUUCUGAACAAAGGAAUGGCCACAGGUAGAGGAAUCCCGAUGAAUAAUUACGUGCCACUUCAAAACAAUUUCAAUCCUAAUAUGCCUAACCCCAUAAGUAAUAUGCCAACGGGAAUGGUCCUCAACGCUGGGACAUCCAAAAAUUUAGCCCCAGGAAUCAACCCAAAUUUUAGGGGUUCCAAUAUGCCCAUGGGAAGUCAACGACCAAUGAUGCCCAUGAACAUACCUAUGAAUCAACCGCUAGGGAAUGUAGGAAAUGACCAACAGAGAUUGAUGCCGCAAAUACCAAGUCAGUUACCAUUCCCCCCUCCCAAUGUGAACUCCCCACCAGAGUAG